Ostertagia ostertagi is the source of this 213-nucleotide messenger RNA. The record is from the annotation of a GenBank genome assembly. Lineage: Eukaryota; Metazoa; Nematoda; Chromadorea; Rhabditida; Trichostrongylidae.
AUGAGCAACCCAUUCAGGUCGCUUCCUCUUGCACUAGUUUUGCAUCAACUUCUCGAACUCGAAAAGCCCUUCGCAGUAAUCAGGCCGACACCGAGGGAAGAUGAGGAUGCUGAUAAACGAUCAAUGAUAAUCGAUGCUAUCAUAACACGCAAAUUGGUAUUCAGAAACCGGCCGAAACCACUCAUUACGCAACAGCAUCUUGCGCAAAACUGA